AUGAACCAGACAUUAAUAGAGAAGGUUCGAUGCAUAUUGUCUCAAACAAGAUUGAGUAAGGCAUUUUGGGCUGAGGCUAUCAGUUAUUUAGUUCACUUGGUGAAUCGUUUACCUGUUUCUAGAAAUGGUGGGAAAACUCCGCUUGAGGUAUGGUCAGAUACUCCUGUUAGUGAUUAUGAUAAACUGCAUGUGUUUGGGUGUCUUGCUUAUUCUCAUGUGACAGACUCAAAGCUGGAUCCUAGAGCAAAAAAAGACAAGUUUAUGGGCUUUAGCAAAGGCAAAAUUGAAAAUAAUGACGAGGCAUUGAAGCAGGUGGAGAAGGUGGUGUUCUCUCCUGAUAUGGUUGCUCCUACUAAAGAAUCUAUUGAUCAGGUAGAUAAUAACUCUAAUGUCUUAGAAUAG
Molecule: messenger RNA, 402 nt
Organism: Cucurbita moschata (crookneck pumpkin)
Lineage: Eukaryota; Viridiplantae; Streptophyta; Magnoliopsida; Cucurbitales; Cucurbitaceae
Exons: 2
Coding region: 1-402 (133 amino acids)
Molecular function (GO): nucleic acid binding
Source: RefSeq, a predicted model, not a curated record